Myotis davidii is the source of this 2067-nucleotide messenger RNA. RefSeq names its product negative elongation factor complex member C/D (gene NELFCD). Gene Ontology annotation, cellular component: NELF complex; nucleus. The record is from RefSeq and is a predicted model, not a curated record. Gene Ontology annotation, molecular function: RNA binding. The annotation marks the transcript as partial. NCBI's taxonomy places the organism in Eukaryota, Metazoa, Chordata, Mammalia, Chiroptera, Vespertilionidae. Gene Ontology annotation, biological process: negative regulation of transcription elongation by RNA polymerase II. The transcript has 14 exons.
CAGGAGGAGGAGUAUGCCGAGGGGGAGGAUGACGCUGAGGUCCAGCAGGAGUGCCUCCACAAGUUUUCCACCCGGGACUACAUCAUGGAGCCCUCCAUCUUCAACACUCUCAAGAGGUACUUUCAGGCAGGAGGGUCUCCAGAGAACGUGAUCCAGCUCUUGUCAGAGAACUACACUGCUGUGGCCCAGACUGUCAACUUGCUGGCGGAGUGGCUCAUUCAGACAGGCGUUGAACCCGUGCAGGUGCAGGAGACCGUGGAGAAUCACUUGAAGAAUUUAUUGAUCAAACACUUUGACCCCCGCAAAGCAGACUCUAUUUUUACUGAAGAAGGAGAGACCCCAGCUUGGCUUGAACAAAUGAUUGCACAUACCACAUGGAGAGAUCUUUUCUACAAACUGGCUGAAGCCCACCCAGACUGUUUGAUGCUUAACUUCACUGUUAAGCUUAUUUCUGACGCAGGGUACCAAGGGGAGAUAACCAGUGUAUCCACAGCCUGCCAGCAGCUGGAGGUGUUCUCUAGAGUACUCCGUACCUCUCUGGCUACAAUUUUGGAUGGAGGAGAAGAAAACCUUGAAAAAAAUCUUCCUGAGUUUGCCAAAAUGGUGUGCCAUGGGGAGCACACAUACCUGUUUGCCCAGGCCAUGAUGUCCGUGCUGGCUCAAGAGGAGCAGGGCGGCUCCGCCGUGCGCAGGAUCGCUCAGGAGGUCCAGCGCUUCGCCCAGGAGAAAGGCCAUGAUGCCAGUCAGAUCACACUAGCACUAGGCACGGCAGCCUCCUACCCGAGGGCGUGCCAGGCCCUGGGGGCUAUGUUGUCCAAAGGAGCCCUGAAUCCGGCUGACAUCACAGUCCUGUUCAAGAUGUUUACGAGCAUGGACCCGCCUCCUGUGGAACUCAUCCGGGUGCCAGCCUUCCUGGACCUGUUCAUGCAGUCGCUCUUCAAACCUGGCGCCAGGAUCAACCAGGACCACAAGCACAAGUACAUCCACAUCUUGGCGUAUGCGGCCAGCGUGGUGGAGACCUGGAAGAAGAACAAGCGAGUGAGCAUCAACAAGGAUGAGCUGAAGUCAACAUCGAAGGCCGUGGAAACCGUUCACAAUCUGUGCUGUAAUGAGAACAAAGGAGCCUCUGAACUGGUGGCCGAGCUGAGCACACUCUACCAGUGCAUCAGGUUUCCAGUGGUGGCGAUGGGUGUGCUGAAGUGGGUGGACUGGACCGUGUCAGAGCCACGGUACUUCCAGCUUCAGACUGACCACACCCCGGUGCACCUGGCGCUGCUGGAUGAGAUCAGCACCUGCCACCAGCUCCUGCACCCCCAGGUCCUGCAGCUGCUGGUGAAACUUUUUGAGACGGAGCACUCCCAGCUGGACGUGAUGGAACAGCUUGAGUUGAAGAAGACCCUGUUGGACAGGAUGGUACACCUGCUGAGUCGAGGUUAUGUACUUCCUGUUGUCGGUUACAUCCGCAAGUGUCUGGAGAAGCUGGACACUGACAUUUCUCUCAUUCGCUAUUUUGUAACCGAGGUGCUCGACGUCAUAGCUCCGCCAUACACCUCUGACUUCGUGCAGCUUUUCCUCCCCAUCUUGGAAAACGACAGCAUCGCAGGCACCAUUAAGACUGAAGGUGAACAUGACCCUGUGACAGAAUUUAUAGCUCACUGCAAGUCCAACUUCAUCCUGGUGAACUGACCCAGUACCCUCCGGAGCCAAAGCGAACAUUCCAGACUGGGGAAACGCCUUCCAGACCAAAGGGGCUCAGUCAGCACCUCGGAAAUGCGUUCAUGGGGUGAAUGGCCUUUUUAAAAAGGAAAAUGUGAGCAAGAUAAGUGGAAAAUUGCUGUUAUGAGUGGUCCCCUCGCCUUGUCAGUUCUGUUCACAGUAUUCUCUCCCCCAGUAGGGCCUUUGUUCAGGUUACUUCUCGGGAUGGGUGGUGGGAAUUCAGAAGCUGAAACAUUUAAAUCAACUGCUUGCAAAGCUGACUUAUGUUUUCUCACAAGAACCUGAUUAGUUAUUUCAUUUCAUUGUUUUAAUUUCCCAAGGACAAAUAAAAACUUUCCUGUUGGGUUGAAA